Molecule: messenger RNA, 1463 nt
Organism: Helianthus annuus (common sunflower)
Lineage: Eukaryota; Viridiplantae; Streptophyta; Magnoliopsida; Asterales; Asteraceae
Product: BURP domain-containing protein 3
Exons: 3
Coding region: 89-1243 (384 amino acids)
Source: RefSeq, a predicted model, not a curated record
UCUAUCCUCUAUAAAAGCAGCUUCAAUAUUGCCCUUCUUCACUCAUCACAAAACACAUAGUCUACAGUUUCCUCCUAAGUUUUCAAAAAUGGAGUUCCUCCAUAUCCUCACCUAUCUUUCUUUGGCUAUGGUUGUGAGCUAUGCUGCAGUGGCUCCUGAAACAUAUUGGAAAUCUGUGUUGCCAAACACUCCCAUGCCCAAAGCAGUCACCGAUAUUCUCCAUAAUGAUAAGAGCACGGAUAUCCAAGUUGGCAAAGGCGGCGUAUCCGUUAAUGCUCCUGGUGUAAAUAUCGGUGUUGGGAGCGGCGGAGUAUCUGUACAUGCUCCUGGCACCAACGUUGGUGUUGGUAAAGGGGGCAGUGUAUCUGUUCAUGCCCCUGGCACCAACGUUGGUGUUGGAAAAGGCGGUGAUGCAUCUAUGCAUGUUCACAAACCAAAACCAAAACCUAAAGGGGAUUGUGAGAAGAUAAGUGUUGGCAAAGGAGGUAUUAUCGUACGUUGUCAUAACAAGAAGAAGCCAGUAAACGUACACGUGUCUCCAUUUUCCUACAAGUAUGCUGCCAAUGAUGAUCAACUCAAAGAUGAUCCAAAUGUUGCCCUUUUCUUUGUUGAAAAAGACAUGCAUCAAGGCAACACUAUGAACUUGCAUUUCACCAAAACUACAAGCCCAUCGUCAACUUUCUUACCGCGUAACGUUGCUGAUACAAUACCCUUCUCAUCAAAGAAGCUCCCCGAAUUGUAUACGCGCUUCUCCAUCAAACCUAACACCGAAGAAUCUGAAUCAAUGAAGAACACGAUCACCGAGUGUGAAGAUAAGGGUAUGGAAGGUGGGAAGAAGUAUUGUGCUACUUCAUUAGAGGCCAUGGUGGAUUUUAGCACAUCUGAGUUGGGUAAAAAGGUUAAAGCGGUCUCAACAGAGGUAAACGCUAGAAGGCAUACUCCGUUACAAAAGUACACCAUCGAAGAAGCGAAGAAAUUGGCCUCGGAUGUAGCAGUGGCUUGCCACAAACAAAACUACCCAUACGCGGUUUUCUAUUGUCACAAAACCACCACCACCAAAGCCUAUAUAGUAACGUUGGUGGGUGAAGACGGUACAAAAGCUAAAGCAGUAGCGGUGUGUCACACAGACACUGCAAAAUGGAACCCUAAACAUUUGGCGUUUAGAGUUCUCAAAAUAAAACCGGGGACUACUCCGGUUUGUCAUUUCCUACCUGAGGAUCAUGUUGUUUGGGUGCCUUAUUAACGAUAUAUUUCUAGUAAUUUAUGAUAUAUAAUAGAGAAUAAUUAACGCCCAUUUGGUUUGAUAUGUAUCUUAGGGCUUGUAGUUUGCAUUAGAGAUGCCAUUGAUGUACACUAUUAUAAGAUACGAUUGUAUGUGAUCAUAUCUUUGUAUUUGAUUUUCAUAUGUUUAUAUUGUUUUGUAAAUGAGAUUGCCUUGUGGAUAUAUAUAAUCAAAUAGUAUA